AUGGACGAUGUGGGCUUGCAAGAAGAUCAUAUAGCCGUCCCGGUACACAGCUGUUGUCAUGUGAUAAGACCAAUCAGCGACUUGUUCCUUUCUAUCAGCGCUGUAUCGUGUUCGUGCUUGAACACGCAGCGGUCUGAGGACAAGGAUGAGGAGACACAGACUCAAGUGUUCGCAUGA
Neurospora tetrasperma FGSC 2508 is the source of this 177-nucleotide messenger RNA. RefSeq lists its product as uncharacterized. Lineage: Eukaryota; Fungi; Ascomycota; Sordariomycetes; Sordariales; Sordariaceae. The coding region runs from base 1 to 177 and encodes 58 amino acids. The transcript is spliced from 2 exons. The record is from RefSeq and is a predicted model, not a curated record.